This is a messenger RNA of Sinocyclocheilus grahami, 5996 nucleotides long. RefSeq names its product protein diaphanous homolog 1-like. Gene Ontology annotation, cellular component: actin filament. The transcript has 27 exons. NCBI's taxonomy places the organism in Eukaryota, Metazoa, Chordata, Actinopteri, Cypriniformes, Cyprinidae. Gene Ontology annotation, molecular function: small GTPase binding; actin binding. The record is from RefSeq and is a predicted model, not a curated record. Bases 476 to 4057 code for a protein of 1193 amino acids. Gene Ontology annotation, biological process: actin cytoskeleton organization; actin filament polymerization.
ACCUGCCCAGGCCAGCACACACAGGAAAAGAGAAAGAGAGAAAGAGAGAAAGCGGAAAACUUCAGCUGAUCUCCUCAUGGCUGUUCUUACGAUCUGAGGACUUUACCAUGACGCGCCAGGACUUUAUAUCAAUCAUCAGAGGAGUUCAUGACAGCUCUAUAGAUUGACAGCGUGGAUCUUUAGGUUUAGAGACUUAACGCGUGGUUUGUUUAUUCGCGAUCGAGACAAACUUGCGCCAAAACGCGCGUGCGGACGCGGAGACUUGUGCGCGGAGGUCAGCGCGGGCGCGUAUUGAGUCGCGAAAGGUACGAGACUAGCGCACUUCUGUGAUCCGGACUUUAGGGUUCAAACUUCCCUCCUUUUCCUUUGUGCCGGAGGACUAGAGCAGGCCGGUGGCGCGCAGCAGCACCAGGCCGCGGGUUAAGACGCCCUAAACGGGCGUUCGAGGAAUAGAAGUGAUUUUACAGAACAAAAAAUGGAUCCAAACUCAGCAUCUGCUGGUGCUCCCAAAAGUGGGAAAGACAAGGAGAAGAAAAGCAAGAAGAACUAUGACGAAGGAGACGGAAAGAAGAAAUUUACUCUCAAACGGCUGAUUCCUGAUGAGCUGGAGCGCUUCACCAGCAUGCGGACGAAGAAGGAGAAGGAGAAGUCGGGCACGAUGGGAAUCAGACACUCAUCAGCCGCCCAGUAUCAAGUUCCGUCCCAGAGCGCCUCGCUGAACGAGCUGUCAGACGAGUCUGUGCUGGAGCUGUUUGAGCAGAUGCUGGUGGAUAUGAAUCUGAAUGAGGAGAAGCAGCGGCCGCUGAGGCAGAAGGAUAUCGUCAUCAAGAGAGAGAUGGUGUCUCAGUACCUGCACACCUCCAAUGCUGGUAAGAGUCAGAAGGAGAGCUCGAAGUCAGCGCUGAUAUACAUCCAGGAGCUGAAGACCGAUCUGAGAGACACACAGUUACUGAGCUGCCUGGAGUCACUGCGUGUGUCAUUAAACAACAACCCCGUCAGUUGGGUCCAGACGUUUGGAGCCGAGGGUUUGGCUUUGCUUCUGACAUUCCUCAAGAAACUUCAAGACGAGAGAGAAGAACCUUUGAAUGCUGGGAUUGGUGUAAAAUGUCAACAUGAGAUAAUUCGAUGUCUCAAAGCGUUCAUGAACAACAAGCACGGUCUCAAAGCUAUGCUGACAUCAGAAGAAGGAAUCCCUCUCCUUGUCCGAUCCAUCAAUCCAAACGUCCCGCACAUGAUGGUGGAUGUAGUCAAACUGCUGUCUGCCAUCUGUAUCCUCGAGCAUCCAGGAAACACUCAUGAGCGAGUUCUGGAGUGCAUCACUGAGCAGGCUGAGGAGCAGGAGAUCGAGAGGUUCCAGCCGCUGCUGUCCGGCAUGCAUAAAAACUCCAUCACGCUCAAGGCCGGCUGUAUGCAGCUGAUCAACGCUCUCAUCAGUCGAGUGGAGGAGCUGGACUUCAGGAUCCACCUGAGAUCAGAGCUCAUGAGACUGGGACUCAAAGACCUGCUGAAGGAGGUGAGGUCGAUAGAGAACGAGGAGCUCAAGGUUCAGUUGCAGGUGUUUGAAGAACAAGCUGAUGAUGACUCUGAAGAUCUUCGCUCCCGGUUGGACGACGUUCGUCUUGAGAUGGAUGAUGUGACUGAAGUCUUCCAGAUCUUGAUGAACACGGUGAAGGACUCUAAAACUGAACCUCUCUUCCUGUCUCUGAUGCAGCACCUGCUACUGGUGCGAACCGACUACAUGGCCAGGCCUCAGUACUAUAAACUCAUCGAUGAGUGUACGGCUCAGAUCGUUCUGCACCGGAACGGCUGUGAUCCAGACUUCAAAUGCAGGAAGUUUGAUCUGGACGUGGGCCAUCUGAUAGAUAACAUGGUUGAUCAGACCAAAGUGGAAGUGAGUGAAGCUAAGGCCACGGAGCUGGAAAAGAAGCUGGACGCAGAGUUGAUGGCCCGUCACGAGCUGCAGGUGGAGCUGAAGAAGAUGGAGUCCGAUUACGAGCAGAAGGUUCUGGAUCUGAGCACUGAGAAAGAGAAGCUGGGGAAAGAGAAGAAUGACCAGGAGAACGAAAACCAGGGCCUGCAGUCAGAAAUCAGCCAACUCAAAGAGAAGAUUGAGAAGCUCUCAGAAGAUCUCAAAGAAGCCAAAGCGAAGGUCAUCACCGUACAUGUGCCUGUGGCUCUGCCCCCCAGCCAAUCAGCUUCCUCGGUGCCACCUCCACCUUGUCCUGCUGGAGCCUACCUCCCUCCUCCUCCCCCACCACCUCCUCUACCAGGACAGACGGUGCCCCCACCACCACCUGCUCCACCUCUGCCCGGAGCACCUGGCCUGCCUCCGCCCCCUCCACCACCUCCUUUACCUGGAGCACCUGGUCUGCCGCCACCCCCUCCGCCACCCCCUCUUCCUGGAGCACCCGGUAUGCCACCACCCCCACCUCCUCCGCCUUUACCGGGCGCAUCUGGAAUGCCGCCUCCUCCUCCUCCUUUACCUGGAGCACCUGGUAUGCCACCGCCUCCGCCUCCUCCGCCAGGGAUGCCCGGUAUGCCUCCACCGCCUCCUCCGAUGGGCGGUCCUGGGAUGCCUCCGCCCCCUCCGGGCGGGUUUGGUGGAUGGGCGCCUCCUGUUCCUCAGCUGCCCUUCGGCCUCCAGCCUAAGAAAGACUACAAACCUGAGGUGCAGCUGAAGAGAGCCAACUGGAGCAAGAUUGCACCGGAGGAGCUGUCUGAAGGCAGUUUCUGGGUGAAGGCGAAAGAGGAGCGCUUUGAGAACAAGGAGCUGUUUGCCAAACUCACUCUGACCUUCUCCUCCCAGACCAAGACCUCUAAAGGUAAGAAGGAUCAAGAGGCAUCUGAGGAUAAGAAAAACACUCAGAAGAAGAAGGUGAAGGAGCUGAAGGUGCUCGACUCCAAAACAUCCCAGAAUCUCUCUAUAUUCUUGGGUUCAAACAGGAUGCCUUAUGAAGAGAUGAAGAAUGUCAUCCUGGAGGUCAACGAGAAAGUUCUCACUGAAAACAUGGUGCAGAGUUUGCUGAAGCUGCUGCCGGAGCAGGAACAACUGAACACAUUAUUAGAGAUGAAAGACGAGUAUGAGGAGCUGGCUGAGUCUGAACAGUUUGGAGUUGUGGUCAGUUCAGUGAAGCGUCUGAAGCCCCGUCUGACGUCCAUCCUCUUCAGACUUCAGUUUGAGGAGCAGGUGAAUAACGUCAAGCCGGACGUGGUGGCGGUGACGGCCGCCUGCGAGGAGCUUCGGAAGAGUGAGAGCUUCGCCAAAGUGCUGGAGAUGACGCUGCUGCUGGGAAACUUCAUGAACGCAGGAUCACGCAACGCCAAAGCUUUCGGCUUCAGCAUCAGUUACCUGUGCAAGUUGAGAGACACUAAAUCAGCCGAUCAGAAACAGACUCUACUGCACUUCCUGGCGGAAAUAUGUCAGGAGCAGUAUCCUGAGGUCAUGACCUUCUCAGAGGAGCUCAUCCACGUGGAGAAAGCCAGCAGAGUGUCAGCAGAGACACUUCAGAAGAAUCUAGAUCAGAUGGGAAAGCAGAUUAAAGACCUGGAGAAAGACAUCGAGACGUUCCCCCCUCCGCAGAGUGACAGAGACAAAUUCGUAGAGAAAAUGACCAGUUUUGUCGCAACGGCUGGUGAGCAAUUUGAGAAGCUCAAGCUGAUGCAUGAGAACAUGGAGAAGCAGUAUGAGGAUUUGGGCGAGUACUUUGUCUUCGACCCCAAGAAAAUGAGUCCAGAAGAGUUCUUCGGUGACCUCAACAACUUUAGGAACAUGUUCCAGGUCGAUGAUGAGACUGGUAUCAUGGAUGGUUUGUUGGAGGCGCUGCAGUCUGGAGCUGCUUUCAAAAGGAAGAGAGGACCACGACAAGCAGCCAACAAUCGGAGAGGAGCCGGUCAGGCCGUGACAAACAUUCUCGCCAAAGAGCUUCUUCAAGAGGUAGCCCCGCCCAGUGCCAUGAAAAAGACCCGAUUGGAAGCGGAGGACAGGAAAGAGUUGUCUCCGGAAGACACGGGCUCGCUGGAGGACCUCUUAGACGACGCUCCAUUACGCUCAAAUUAAGGACUUCCUCUGCUGAUCCUGCCGGUUAAAAGGACCACGUCUGCGAGGGCGGGGCUCUCGCUAAACCACACCCCUCGAGUAAGCCCACACGGCUUCCUAUUGGCCGUCAUACUGGAGGAGUGGCCUCAUCUCAUCACUGUCACAGUCAUUUUGUCAUUGUCUAGCACUCUUUCUCUAAACACAAGAUUUCAUCUGUCCGUUAUCUCUGUUGUCUGCAUUUGCAAAGACUCCAAAGAUUUGUAUAUAGAUUCCAGAACAUUUUUGUUCCAUUCCAAAUUCAUCUGAAUAUCCUCUUCUGGUUCCUUUUUAAAACAAACAUCUGUUUCUCUUUAACAUUUAGCUUUUUUGUUUUGCUCUUUCACUUUAAAACGCAUCACAUGGCUGAAAGUUUGAAAUAAGUCACAUUAUUGUACUCGAAACGCAAUGUGCCAAUAAUGUCGAUCCCAUAAAUGCAUGUUCAAUUAGAGUAUACUUGGUGUUCUCACUGAGGUUCUGUAGCCAUCACAAGGAGGUCUGGUACCUGUUCACAAGAUUAUUUCUCUCUUCCUGUGCUCUUCUGUUUCUGUCAUUUUAAGUGAAUGGUGUUGUUUGAAUCUCAAAAAUACUUGUAUUUUUCACUGGCUACAAUCAAUGAGCCUCAUUCAUUCCAGUCAUUCAUAAAACCAUUCUUGUAUAAAUCAUUGCAUGGAAUUAAAUGUGACAAUUUAUGCAAGAAUGGUUUCAGAUAGAACUGAUAAAACAUUAGUAAAAAAAGUGCAUAAAUUGUUGCAUUGAAUUGAAUGCAAUAAUCUACUUCACAGUGGUUUUCAUGAAUUGCAUUGGUCAGUUAUGCGUGUUUUCAUAAAUGUCCGUCGUGUUUUUGUGUUUGUGCUAUAGUUCUAUGGAUAUGCUGAUCCAAUCUGCUGAUUCAUACAUCACACAAUUUUCAGUGGCAUUUCACCAUCACAAGAUAAAUCAUUUUUAAUUUACUGCCAGACAUUGAGUAAAAAGUGAACUGGGCAAAAGUAACAUUGACAGGUCCUUUGGCAUUUAUUUCUCUGAUAAACGGUUUGAUCAAGACAAAUCUGAGGGACUGUGGCAGAGCACUUCUAUCAUUGGUGCUGAAAUAUCUGCACAUAGAUUUAUUAAACUUUAGUAUUUUUCAUUGCAGUCUUCAGAAGAUGGUGACCAAAUGUUCCUGCCUUUGUCGACUGAUCACCAGCUGAUACUGUUUAACCUUUCGAGCGUUAAGAUUGCUCUCGAGUCGUAAACUAAGUUUGUGUCAGUGACACGGGGAAAUAUGACCUCAGAGUUUCAGCGUUGCAAUAUGACUUACCUGAAUGUUGAUGUUGGCUGAAAGUUUGAGGGUAGAGAUCACUGUUUAAAGCCAUAGCUCGGACUGCAUUUGUCAAGAAAUCCUGAGAAUUUUUCUUUUCCCGAUGAAACUAUAUUAAAAUAUAUAUGCAUUUAUGUAAUGUGUGUAAAACGACGUCAAUGUUUUGGCAGUGGUCCGUUCUCUAAAUGCUGCCUAGAAACUAGUAAGUCCGAAAGAGCUUGAGAACAUCCUGCUUUUUUGUUUUUCUGGAGUUUUUGAAGCCAAAUUUCCAAUUUUUGACAUUUUUGUGGACUGCAGUUUUAUAAAACUGGGAGCCAACAGAUUCUGCUUCAAAGCCGAUUGAUCGUAUUGGUGGUUGUGCAAGUCAGUUUCACUUUAUUGAAAAAACUGGAUAAAGAUCACUGGAAAAACAAAGAGACUGUGUGUUUUCUUUGUUUUGAUGUUUUUUUUUAGAACACAGUUUUUCUUUGUCUAUUUUUAUUGUUGGUUGUUUUAUUGUAAUAAUAUAGAGAUUGUAAUGGUGAGAUCCAUUUGGUCAAAUUGUGUAUAUUGCGUUUUGACUGUAGAGAUGUUUAUUCUGGUUGUCUCUAAGCCACACUAUUAAAACAUCAUCUUUAAUACUUA